UUUGCAGUUCAUAUCCCUCUAUACUCACAGAAAAUUUAUUUCAGCUUUUUAACAUUUCAGCAGCUUCUAACUUACUCAACAUAUUCCCGGAACCAAUAACUAACAACAUCCAACGAAGAUAUUAAAAAAAUAACGCCAACAAGAGACCAGGCGAAAAGAACAGAUUGUAUUUCACAAUAAACAAGCAGUACUGAGAAAAAUCAAUCCAUAAAAAUGGGAUGAGAUGUAUAGGAAACGUUUUGGUGAGAUAUUUGUUUAUGUCAUUCACUUGUAAUAUCAUGAACUUUUUGUCCUUGUUGGUGAGGAUCAUUCAACUUCUUUGCCUCCCACAUGUCUUUCAGCGCGAAGGCUAGUGAUUGUAUUGUGUUGGACGACGACUACAGAGGUUUUCCUGUUGCCUAUUUUUGUACUUCCCCUCGGUAUGAUGGGUGCUUAGACUACGUUCUAAUACCUAAUGGUAUGAUAAAAGACAGGUAAAUUAUGCCUUCGAUUUGAGUGCUUUGAAGGUUGGAGAAGAUGUCAAUGGACAUUGUUGAAGCAUAUGAGGCUUCCAAAGCUAAAUCCAUUACAUUAAUGUGUGUUCUGAAAGGUGGAUUCAAGUUUCUAGGUGAUCUUGUUGAGGUGUUGGAACGUACUAUCCGCGCAAGAGGAACCCUUCUACCUAUGUCAGUUGAAUUUGUUCGUGUUAAAAGUUAUGUCAAUGACGUUAGUACACAUGAACCUAUAUUAACAGGAAUGGAAGACCCUUCGGAAUAUAAGAAUAAAGACAUUCUUAUUGUCGAAGAUAUUAUUGACACAGGGAGGACUAUUAAGAAGCUCUUGAACUACAUGGGGACUUUGUCAACGAGAAGUGUCAAGGUCGCCAGUCUACUCGUUAAACGUACACAAGAUGGUGUUAAUUAUCGACCGGAAUUUGCAGGAUUCGAAGUCCCUGACAGAUUCGUUGUGGGUUAUGCGCUAGACUACAAUGAACAUUUCCGCGACUUACAUCAUAUUUGUGUAAUCAAUGAAACAGGGCAACAAAAAUUCUCUGUACCUUUUGAGUCUAAACCUCUUUAAAACCAAAAAAGAAAGGAUAGAUGGAGUUAAUUUUAUUUUUAUGUGUCAGACAAAGAAUAACGAGAUUCACUUUAAAGAAGAUAGACGUGUUGUUUUUUUCUCUUUUCUUUUUUGCCUGUACCUUUAUUCACAAAUUUUUCUUUUGUUUUAUGCUGGGAUCUAUUUUCAUCAUUCAAAAGACGCAUAUGUACACUCAUAUGUAUCUAUAAAGUACUAGUAAGGCAGGCUUUAGGUAAAACGUCAAACAUUUUGUUUGUAUUAAAGUAAUACAUAUACAUAUAAUAUAUACAAUUUACUUCAAGUCUGUGUUUAUCAAUAAAUGAUAAUAACAAUACAAGUUUCAUUACAAACCUUUUUUUAUUUCCCCUCAGAUUGUAUUUUAUUCAAAUAUACUGUAUUAUUAUUAUUUUUCAUUAUGUACGCAUGUUAUCUUUGAUACACGUGAACACUUUCCUUUCAUUAUCAUUAUAAUUUUAAUCAUUAUGAUUACAUUUCACACACACACACACACAUCUCUCUCCCUCUCUAGCCCUGUCUCUCUCUCUUACAUCUUGUCGCCUUAUUUCAUUUGUAUUUCUCGACAGUAGAGCUGUCGCUCAACGCUAUCGUUAUCAAUGAUAGUUUUAUGUGAAUAAUUUUGUAUUAUGUAGUUGAGUUAGCCAUAUAUAUAUAUAUAUAUAUAUAU
Messenger RNA from Trichobilharzia regenti, 1744 nucleotides. Lineage: Eukaryota; Metazoa; Platyhelminthes; Trematoda; Strigeidida; Schistosomatidae. The record is from the annotation of a GenBank genome assembly.